AUGCGACCGAGGUCAGCUGUGGAAAGCUGGGUGCCAUCAGUGAGGUCCGGACAAGGGCUUCCAAGCUCAGCCCAUACGGAUCUGAGGCCAAUAACACAAGGACUUGCGAUCAUCCCAAGGGCUAAAAGUGCCUCUCGUACAUCCUCAAGUAACAGUCUCAAAUCUGACUCUGCCUCCUCUGUGCAGUCAGUGGCAGAUGAGAAUCUUUCUUUGGGCAACAUUGAGAGUCUCCUCUCUGAGAAAGUCGAGGACAGGAAAGAUGACUUGAAAGCCGCUUUUGAAGCUUUUGACCAGGAAGGUAACAAGACUGUCACCAAAGGGGAAUUCAAACGUGUAAUAGAGGGGUUUCUUGUUCCGCUAACUGAAUCUCAAUUUGAUGGACUGUUGGGAAAGCUUGAAAUGAAAGAAAAUGGAACCGUUCCUUAUCUGGAGUUUCUUAGAAAAUACUGCAAAGUCUCAUCGGCCACAGAGAGAGUUCCAUACACCAGUGCAAAAUACAGAAACAGGUCACUUGGGGAGCUACAGUGUCAUUUGAAAGACAAGAUUGGAGACAAUCUGAAAAACAUCACCAGGGCUUUUCGGCUGUUUGACUACAACAGCGAUGGACAGAUACAGCAACAUGAGCUACGCAAAGUGCUAGAAGGCUACUGUUUUCCCAUGAGUCAACAGGAAUUUCACAGAUUAUGGUCAAACUACAGCCCCAAUAAUGCUCACACAAUAUCUUACAAGGAGUUUCUUGAAAAACUUGGCGUUGAUUGUGAAAACUAUAGAAGGAUUGAACCAGAUUCAGUAAAACUGGCAUUGAACUGGGAUGCUGUCAAUCGGACUACAAGGCCUAAUAGUAAAACAAGCAGAAGAGCAUUUUCAGGCAAGUCCACAGACAUGAACUUGGAUGAAGUUCAAAUCAUGUUUUUGAGCAAAAUGAAGAAAAAUUAUAACCUUGUUGAAAAGGCUUUGCAAGCAUUUGACGUCACCGACAGUGGGCUUAUAUCUCACGAGGAUCUCAGGUCUAUCUUCAGUAAUUUCCUCUUUUCAAUGGAUGACAACACGUCCAGAGGUUUAUUAAACAGAUUUGGAGUGACCACAGACCCUGUGAAAUGGAGAAGAUUCCUUGGGAUGUUUAAAGAUGACAAGCAAGAUGUAGUUAUACAGAAAGCUUCACCUCCAGAAACUGCAGAUGUGUGCAGUAUUGAAACAAUUCUACCUAGACUGCAACAACAAAUACCUGAUCAACAGCCUCGUUUGAUAGAAGCCUUUCUAAAUGUUGACAAAAACAAAACUGGUUUCAUUAGUAGAGAUGAACUUCGUAGAGCUUUGGAGAACAUCAGCAUCAAUCUCACAGAUGAUCAGUUCAGAGUUCUUGCUGAUCAUCUGGAUGUUGAACAUGUGGAUGCUAUCAACUACAAACAAUUCCUAUACUCUAUCUAUCAACAAAGGCCAAUAGCGGGUCCAGUUAAUUUGUUACUAAUAGUCUCUGUUUUUUGCGUAUUAAGCUUAGGUACACUUGUACUAUAUAUAAUGCUACAAUAUAUAGUAGUUACAUCAUGGUUUUGUAAAACUCCAAAGUUAGAAGACAUUUUAAAGGAGAAGCUCGCUGAGAACUAUAACAUGCUGAUUGAAUCUAUCGCCAAUGCAACCCAAAUCCAAAGUGACAACAUGCCUCCAGAAGACCUGAGAAGACUGAUCCAACAAUGCGGCCUACAGCUCUCUGAACAUCACUUCAGCAAGCUCUGUGAACCAUUUUUGGAGGAUGGAGCUGUGAACUACAAGUUGUUCUUGAAGAAUUUAGGUAUUCCUGAGAGGAGAGCAGACGGUGGGAACCUGCGCCUGAGUAACCUUGAGAGGGAAGAUCAGGCACACGAGGCUCAGAGAUUAAAUAUAAAAUCACAAGCGGUCCAGGACGUUGUUUUGAGAAAACUCAAAGAAAGGCUUCAGAGACAAGGGAUGACCGUUCAGGACUGUCUGAUGUCAUCGACAGGAGUGCUCUCCCUGAGAGAUUUCUGUAAAAUUCUGGAUGACUGUGGAAUUUACUUGGAAGGUCCUCAGUUUCAGAUGCUCAUUGAGUCUUUAGGUUUCAACGGUGGACAGAUUUCUGUUACUGACUUCGUGGCCAAAUAUGAAGACACAACAACAUCAGAAAUGAAUGAAGAAAUGGAUAGACAGACAGAAAAUGUACAAACUUCCACCAUUUUAUCUGCUGAGGACUGUUUGAGUCAACUUAAGAAGAAGAUAAAGGAAUAUCAUGGGGAUCUUCUGACCGCUUUUCGUCUUAUGGAUAAAAACCGAGAUGGCGUAGUGAAUCGGAAUGACUUUAGGGCUUUGUUCGACAGCUUGAUGUUUGUAACCAAGCAUAAGGAAUAUCAAAAAUUGCUCGAUCUGGUGGGCCUUACACCCGGUGCCACGCUCAACUAUGCCGAGUUCUGCGAUAAGGUCAACUCCAGCGGCAAGAUGAAACCACAUCAACACGAAAUCUUACGUGAUGGUUGGCUUUGCAGUGCAUUUGACCAAGUACAUGACCACCUGGCAUCCCUAGCACAUAAAGGAUCCUUAGAGUUCUCAAAGGCCUUUGGUCAGUUGGGUGAAGAUGGUGAGAGAAUCAUGAGCAAGGUUGACCUAAAACAACUUCUUUUCAAAUAUUACUUACCCAUCACACCACAGGAGUUUGAAAAACUGUGGGCCAGGUAUGAUGAGGAGGGAAAAUGCUUUCUUACUCAGACAGAGUUUUUAAGAAAGCUUAAAGUCACACCAAAUGAGGACACUUUACAAGAACAGCCCCCAGUUUCAAUGACAAAACCUGACACAGAGGUCACGCUACAGAACCUCAGGAAGUGGAUCAAGAGUCACUUUGAGAAAGUAAGUGGAAGCCUUGUGGUUCUGGAUAAAAGCCAAGAUGGUCAUGUGACCGUAAUGGACCUCCUCUCUCUCCUGCACAGACAUGGAUUUCAGCUAACGGAAACACAGCUAAAGGAUCUACUAAACCUCCUUGGGUUUGACACCCGUCUCAAAAAGCUGCCAUAUCUUGAUUUUCUGAAGCAUCUCACCGGAUCUCCGUUACCUAGUGGGCCAGCAGAUGAGGAUUUAACAGAACCAGUGGAGUUAAGCACAGAAAGUGCCAUACAGCGGGUCAAAGAGAUUGUAACUGCUUCCUCAGACAUUCUUUACAAGGCUUUCUCUGCGUUUGAUAAGACUGGAGAUGGCAUGAUACCCCAAGGAGAGUUUCGGCAAGUGCUGAACCAUUUCUGCAUGCAUCUCUCAGAUGUGCAGUUCAGGAAGUUACUCUCCAAACUGAGUUUAAGUGAAGGAGAGGAGAUCAUGGUUGACUGGAAGGAAUUUCUGGAAGUCUUCAACCUCCACAAAGAAGAGACAGCAGAUGAAUGGCUGAGGAAAAUCCAGAAGAUGCGCUUUCCUAAUCAGACCCGUCCAUUACUAAUCACCGAUGUCCUGAGGAGGAUACAAGAAGUUGUGUCAGCCCGUCUUUAUACCAUUUCGAGGGAGAUGGCGGACCUCGACUAUGCCAAUGUUAAUGCAAUCUCCAAAGAAGACUUUAGGAGCAUUUGUGAUCGCCACUUCAUGAGACUGACAGACGAUCAGUUUCAAAUCCUUUGGAAAAUGUUACCGGUUAACGGCUUUGGAAAUCUGGAAUAUCAAGAAUUCCUAAAGAAGUUUGGUGGAGAACCGAAACGGUUUGAAAAAGUUGGUCAAUCAUUACCAGGUUCUGCAAGACCAUCGCUGGAUAGACCAGCAUCCCUUCAACGCCCCAAAACAGCACCGUGCACAUUAAGAUGUUAUUCGUCAUCAAGCACAGAGAAGUUGAGGAGACCCUCCACAUCAAGCAGGAGGCAGACCCCGCUCCUAAACUGUGAGAAUGUGGAGAUAAAAGUGCGUCCCAGGAUCCAGGAAUGUUGGAGGCACAUUCAGAGGAAGUGCAGGGAGGCGGAUACUGAGAGGACUGGAGAGAUAGACGUGAAGACCUUCUUAGGGAUACUCCAGGGCCUCCGCAUUGAGCUCAGUCAGACUGAAUUUGAGCAGCUGGCUGUCAAAUAUGACGUGAAAAACAGUGGACGCGUCUCGUACCCUGACUUUCUACGACACUUUGUGCUCAUGUUCAGUCCUCAGGUCAACAACUCAUCCUGCAGACUAAAACUGCAGCUUCCCAGGACACCAAUGAGUGCUGGACCACUUAGUGACCAGUGUAUUGAAGCCAUGCUGAGAAUUUCCAAGCCUGUCCAGGUUUUCUGGAGGCAGAUGAGGCAAAAAUUCAUCUUGUUUGACAAAGAGCGCAGUGGACAUAUCUCUCCCCAGGACUUCAGGAAGGUCUUGCGACAGUUCAGCGUGAAUCUGUCAGAGGAGGAAUUCUUCCAUUUCACUUCUUUUUUCGACAACAACAUCUCAGGAAAGAUUUCCUACAAUGAUUUCCUACGGAUUUUCUUAAAAUAAGUGCUAAGUUUCUUCUUUUUUGAGGGCAGUGUGUGGGGUAGGUUGAGAGCUGAUACAUAGUCAAUACAUUGAACAUAGCACGUACAUAGUAAAACACAAGUGCCAAUC
Paramisgurnus dabryanus is the source of this 4545-nucleotide messenger RNA. It is a transcript of the gene efcab6, whose product is annotated as EF-hand calcium binding domain 6. The record is from RefSeq and is a predicted model, not a curated record. Gene Ontology annotation, molecular function: calcium ion binding. Lineage: Eukaryota; Metazoa; Chordata; Actinopteri; Cypriniformes; Cobitidae.